This is a messenger RNA of Pezoporus occidentalis (night parrot), 1190 nucleotides long. RefSeq names its product olfactory receptor 8U3-like. Gene Ontology annotation, biological process: G protein-coupled receptor signaling pathway; sensory perception of smell. Gene Ontology annotation, molecular function: odorant binding; olfactory receptor activity; G protein-coupled receptor activity. The record is from RefSeq and is a predicted model, not a curated record. NCBI's taxonomy places the organism in Eukaryota, Metazoa, Chordata, Aves, Psittaciformes, Psittacidae. Gene Ontology annotation, cellular component: membrane.
UUCUAUUGACUUAAAGUGGUGUAACUGAUUGAUAGAUAAAACCUCACAUUCUUAACAUUAUUGAGGGAUUUGGGCCUAUUCAGCAUUUCAAUUUAAAGACAUAAAUCACGCAAACUGCUUAUAGGUUUACUAUGGUUGAAGAUAAUUAUAUGUCCCCCUCUGAGUUUAUUCUCCUGGGCUUCACAAACAGGGAAGACCUGUGGGUGAUGUGCUUUGUCUUAUUCCUUGCCAUCUAUGUGGUUACCUUCAUAGGAAACCUGGGAGUAACUGCAUUAAUCAGAAUGGAUUCCUAACUACACACCCCCAUGUACUUCUUCCUAAGCCACUUGUCUCUCCUGGAUGUCUGCUACUCUUCUAACAUCAUCCCUCAAGCCUUGCUCAGUGUUCUAGUGGAGAAGAAGGUGAUUUCCUUCAUUAGAUGUGCCACUCAGCUCUUCUGCUUUGCAACCUGUGCCACAACCGAGUGCUACAUGCUCUCUGCUAUGGCUUAUGAUCGCUACAUGGCCAUUUGUAACCCCCUUUCCUACUCCAUGGUCAUGUCCCAAAGGCUUUGCAUUGGGAUGUUGGCUAGUGCCUACUUAGCUGGCGUGAUCAGCUCUACCAUACACACGGUUUCCAUAUCUCGUCUCCCGCUCUGUUGUUCCAAGACGAUCAAUCACUUCUUCUGUGAUGGACCACCACUGCUAGCCCUCUCCUGCUCUGACACCCCUGCCAUCGAGGUGAUGGUUGCUGCCGUGGUGGGGUUCAAGGUACUGAGCACCACGGUCUUCAUCCUCAUCUCCUACUUUUUGGUCCUUUCCACUGUCAUGCGAAUGCAGUCUGUGGUUGGUCAACACAAAGCUUUCUUCACCUGUGCCUCUCACUUCAUCUCCAUUGCUUUGUACUAUGGCAGCUCCCUCUUCAAGUACCUGCUCUGCAUCUCCAGCCAGUCCUCAAAGCAUGACGAGGUGAUCUCCAUGCUGCACUCUCUGGCUGUCCCCAUGCUGAACCCGCUCAUCUACAGCCUAAGAAAUGUGGAUAUGAAGAAUGCCAUGAGGAAAGCAAAAAGUAGAGUCCUCUCCUUUUUAUUCAUUCACGGUUCCUAUGAAAGGAGAGGGCUACCCUGCCCUGGUGAGGAGAAGAAGGUAGCUGGAUAUUGCACGUUCAAGGAUGGCUGGAUAUUGCACCUUGAAGAGGAUGGUUGGAUAUAG